Molecule: messenger RNA, 1848 nt
Organism: Spinacia oleracea (spinach)
Lineage: Eukaryota; Viridiplantae; Streptophyta; Magnoliopsida; Caryophyllales; Amaranthaceae
Product: probable pectinesterase/pectinesterase inhibitor 7
Exons: 2
Coding region: 199-1785 (528 amino acids)
Biological process (GO): cell wall modification
Molecular function (GO): enzyme inhibitor activity; pectinesterase activity
Source: RefSeq, a predicted model, not a curated record
ACAUCUAACUUCACACACGAGAAUCUUUUAGUUUGAUAUCUAGAAUUUUAUAAGCUACUUUUCUAUCUUAAUUAAAAAAAAACCUCCAAAUGCCCCUAUCAUACACACGAUAUAUAUGAAAUUUAUACCUUAAUAAAACUUCUAAUCACGAGGUGUGAUUUAUCAGACCUUAUCAAUUGCCUUACUAGAAUUAAUACUAUGGAAUUCACUCUACCAUUAUUUUUCCAAAUACUAUUGCACAUUUGUCUCUUACUUUCUUUCUCCUCCUCCUCUCAAGCCCUCUCUAAUUUAGAUACAAUAUGUAACAAAACUCUCCAUCCAAACUUUUGCAAAUCAAUUCUAACACAAAACCAUUUACAAACUAAAACAAUAAAAGAUUAUGGUAGGUUUUGCAUUAGCCAAUCCUUAACCAUGUCCAAAACAUUCAAGUUAUUAGUAGACCAACAUCUCCUAUCCACAAAAAACGUUUCUCAAAUUACAAUAUACGCCCUUCAAGACUGUGACUAUCUUACUAGUCUAAACAUCGAUUUUCUUUCUACCACGACCAGUAUCCUUAAACCUAACGACUCCUUAAGUAGCGCGGACAUUGAUUAUGUCCAAACACUCCUUAGCGCGACCAUGACCAAUUUAGAAACUUGUUCCGAUGGGCUCAAAGAGGCGUGGUCACCAUCUAGUAUGGCUCGUGACCUUUCACCUCAAAUCUCAAAUGGUACAAUGCUUCUUAGCCUAACCCUUGCACUUUUUACCGAGGGUUGGGUACCAAAAACUACCCCAAAUGGUAAUUAUUUUCCUUUGAAAUUUGACAAAGUGGGUCAUAUUAUUUUGAAUACUACGGUGGUGGUAAAUCCUGAUGGGAGCGGUCAGUUUACAACUAUCAACGAUGCAAUUGCGGCGGCGCCGGUGAAUACGAAGCCGAAUACGGGCUAUUUUGGGAUAUAUGUGGUGGCUGGAGUCUAUGAAGAGUAUGUCAACAUUCCUAGCAACAAAAAGUAUUUGUUGAUGGUUGGUGAUGGUAUUAAUCGGACAAUAAUUACGGGUAAUCGGAGCGUUGGUGACGAUUGGACUACUUACAAGUCUGCUACAUUUGCUGUGACUGCCACAGGAUUUGUUGCAAUAGACAUAACCUUCCGCAACACAGCAGGAGCCAUCAAGCACCAAGCAGUAGCACUUCGAAGCGGAGCCGACCUUUCCGCCUUCUACAGAUGCAGCUUCGAAGGAUACCAAGACACCUUAUACGCACAUUCCAUGAGACAAUUCUACAAAGACUGCGACAUUUACGGAACAGUCGAUUUCAUAUUUGGUAACGCUGCAGCAGUGUUACAAAACUGUAACAUUUACGCCAGACAACCAUUAGAACAACAAUAUAACCUCAUUACUGCUCAAGGCCGAACUGACCUGAACCAAAAUACAGGAUUAUCUAUCCAACAAUCUACAAUUAGAGCCGCCGAUGACUUAGCCUCGACCACUUUUACAGUCGAGACUUAUCUAGGAAGGCCGUGGAAGGAAUACUCGAGAACAGUAUAUAUGCAGUCCUUCAUCGAUGGUUUGAUUGAGCCUGUUGGUUGGCAUGAGUGGUCUGGAAGUUUUGCAUUAAACACAUUGUAUUAUGCAGAGUUCAAUAACACUGGACUUGGGUCUAGUACGGCUAACCGUGUCACUUGGCCUGGGUACCAUGUUAUUGAUCAGACUGUAGCGUCUUAUUUUACAGUGGCUUAUUUCAUAGUAGGUGAGUUUUGGUUGCCCUCUACUGGAGUGCCUUAUACCUUAGGUUUAUUUGGAAAAUAAUGUGUACUGUAUCUAUUGAUUUCAAUGAUUUGACAAGAUCAAAAUCAGGCAAAAUUACCUUGU